Heterotrigona itama is the source of this 5517-nucleotide messenger RNA. NCBI's taxonomy places the organism in Eukaryota, Metazoa, Arthropoda, Insecta, Hymenoptera, Apidae. The record is from the annotation of a GenBank genome assembly.
AUGGAUAGACAGGUCGUGUUCGAGAAACAGCGGAACAGGACCAUUCAGUACGUCGCGGAAGAAUGCGUAGCCAUUGUUGGUGCUGCGAUCGUUAGUUUCUAGAUCCGAGAUCGUCAUGGGCACGGAAACCCAUUCGAGUGUACGAAACUCGAGGAAAAUGUCGGUGGAGCCCAGUACGAGGCACUGAUACAAUAUUAGUACGAGAGAUCGACGUUUGUAUUCGUAAGUGUGGAACUAGUUGGUCGGGCAGCGUCCGCGUUCGUCGUGUAUGCGAACCGAGCGCUCGCGCUCGCACGAGUGAGAGUGAGUGAGUGAUACGGUGGGGCACAUUCGGCGACGGCCAUAACACCGACCAACCAAACUAGCAAGCAGGGAGAAAGCGUAGUGCGAGUGUCCAAGACGUAGUGGUAGUGUUUUUCGAUAGAAUUCCUGUGAAAAGUGGACUUCCAUUGAUCAGGUAAGUGAUUGCAAGUAAUUCUGAAGUUUCUGGCUCCGUUGAUGAUAAGUAUAGCGCGUGGUGUGUGUCGUGGUGGUGCGUAAGUGGCGGCUGUAGCGGCGGGCCCUUGAGAGCUUUCUUUCUUGAGCGGCCAUACCGCCAUGUUGAAACCUACGCCAAAUCGAGUGACCGAAAAGGCGCCUCGGCUAUUUCGCGCGCGCCACAACUCUCUAGUGUGAGAAACAUUUGGCGAUUUCUGCGCCAGUCGAGCGCUCGGCUAGAUUCUCACACGGCGGCUUGCUCGUGUUUGUUGUGCGUCGGCUGGGUGCAUCGGCUGGGCGCGGGUCUGCUACCCUUCCCCUCGACAUCCUCUCCUACUUGUCUCCUCCUCUUUCCACUCCUGCAUCUACCGCGUUUAUUUUUCUGCGAUCGUCUUUCGCGGUUCUUACCUUUCCCCUUUCUUACUUUAACAACUUUUAACCACCAAGUACUUUAUUCGACCCGCGAAUUCUCUUAUCUCUGCCCUUGAUACUCUACGAAUAAAACGUCUUCGCGGCAUGGAUUGUUCUGGCAAUAUUCCUCUUCGCCACGGCAGAAGCUCUUGCUUCCCAUGGUCGAGAUCUUAUGGUCGUUCACAACAUCGUUUUUUUCCUAUGCAUUGUCAAUUUUGUAUUUUAAUAGUCAGCUCACUUUCUAUACCAGUGUACCAGUUAUUUGUGCUACUUUUAUCAAACUUUCCAUUUUGGCUUACACUGGUUUUGAACAAUAGGGUAUGCACGUUGACUCUUGUAUACAUUUGCAGAUCACCAUGUGUCAGAAGUAUUACACUUUGGACACCAUGUUCCUGAUUGAUUCAUUCUCUUUUUUAAAGUUUUUGCAUUAUAUGUGUUAUUUACAUACAUCUUCUUGAUAUUUUUUGUAACUUCAUUAUAUGGAACUUUGUUCUAUUGACAAUUAAUUUCACACUUUACAUUUAUUACAAAGAACUAUGAUAUUGGAUAGAAGGUUGUAAAUUAUGAUACUAUCUAUAUGUAUAUUUCUAUGACGAGAUACAUAAGAGCAGAUUUAUAGCACAAUUUAAUCACGUUUUUUGGAUUAUUAUUCUUUAUGAUUAAUGCAAGAAGAUAUAAUUCUUUUUUUGUAUUCAAGGAACUUUUAUAAGUAUCUGGAUAUUAAUAAACAUUGAAUAAGCAUUGUUAACUUUGAUACAUGCAUUCUGUCUUACUGCUGUUUCACAAAUUGUAGUUUUCAGUUACAAAAAUAAGUUUGCAAUAACUUCAUAGUUAGGAAAGGUUUAAAAGAGCAAUUUGAACGUGUUUUGGUAUAGCGACCAAUAGAUAUUGUCAGUUUAUGUAUAAAAAAGAAGAAAUUACAAAUCAAGCAUGUAUCUCAUACAUUCAAUUUUGCAUGAUAUGUUAAAUAAUUCAUAGCAAUGUGUAUAUAUACGUACAUAUACACAAAUAACUUGAAAAUAAAUCAAUGUUUAACUUGCUCUAAAGCGAUAAAACAGUUUGGGGUUGUUACAAUACGGGGUCCUGUUGUUAUGUUAUCCAGAUGUUGCUAAUGUCGCGAGUCUUGGCUGGAGGUACGGAGUCUCACAGCAGUGUACAGGGCUGACAUUCAAAGUACUACCAUUUGGUAGGCUUGAGUAGUGUUAUGCCUCCACGGCACCAAUCUUCCUGGUUGCAGCGCAAUCAUCUUGGCAAGCAAUUAGUAAGCUACCAUGCUCAAUUCAGAAUAUAUCCUUGCCAUCUCAAUUGUUGAUGAAGCCUCAUAGCCUCAAGCAUCAACGUAAGGCAGUUACCUGCUGCAUAACAUUUAUACGAGUGCACCUGGUAAGACAUCAACUACACCAGCAACUCCUGUGAAGGAGCCACCACCACGUGAUGAACCAACCGUGGAACCUGUGAAUGGUGUAGUCCAACCACCUGUUGUGCCUCCACCUAAUCGCCCAGGGCGUGUUACUAAUCAACUACAAUUUCUUCAAAAAGGUGUACUCAAGCCAGUAUGGAAGCAUCAAUUUGCGUGGCCUUUUCAGCAACCUGUAGAUGCCAAAAAACUAAAUUUACCAGAUUACCACAAAAUUAUAAAGCAACCAAUGGAUUUGGGCACAAUCAAAAAACGAUUAGAAAAUACAUAUUAUUGGAGUGGAAAAGAAUGCAUUCAAGACUUCAAUACGAUGUUUACCAAUUGUUAUGUUUAUAACAAACCUGGAGAAGAUGUUGUGGUUAUGGCACAAGCUCUCGAAAAAUUAUUUCUCACAAAGGUUGCACAAAUGCCAAAGGAAGAGGUGGAAUUAGAACCCCCUGUUCCAAAGGGACCUAAAGGUAAAAAAGCUGGUAGAGUUGGGGCACCAGUAGGUGGUGUAGCAGGAAGUGCAGGAGGUACAGGUCGAGGCCGACCUUCCUCUGGUGCAGCUGCAGUUACUUCCAGUGUACCAAAUAGUUUAACACCUUCAGCUACAUCGGCUGGAACAACAGGUGUAAUUCCUAUGCCUCCUCUUGGCACUCAAGCACCUGCUUCUGUACCUGGGAGCACUAAUACAACUACUAUUGCUCCUCCAUCGAGCAUGGGAGUUACUCCUAUGGCUACACAUAAUUCUUUGCCUCAACAAGUGGUCCCUCCAACUAGUGGUUACCAUGCACAACCAGCAAUGGAUCCACAAGCAGCUUCUGCUGUGCCUCCUCCUCCACAAGUUCCCACGGCACCAACGGUAAUGCCUCCAUCCCAACCAGCGAAGCUUAAAAAAGGAGUGAAGAGAAAAGCUGAUACUACAACUCCUACUGCGAAUUCUUUUGAACCUUUAUAUAAAAUGGAUCCUAAAAAUGCCAAAAUACCCACAAGGCGAGAGUCUGGCAGACAAAUAAAGAAGGGAUAUGCAUGGCCCUUUUAUAAACCAGUUGAUGCAGAACUCUUAGGUCUUCACGAUUAUCACGAUAUUAUCAAGAAACCAAUGGAUCUUGGUACUGUAAAGACAAAAAUGGAUAAUCGUGAAUAUAAAACAGCACAAGAGUUUGCUAGUGAUGUUCGACUUAUAUUUACUAAUUGUUAUAAAUAUAAUCCUCCUGACCAUGACGUUGUUGCAAUGGCUAGGAAACUCCAAGAUGUAUUCGAAAUGAGAUACGCGAAAAUCCCGGAUGAACCAAUGGGAAGUAUGAUUGGUAUGAAAGGUAGCAGUAGUAGUGCCACUAGUUCUGGAUCUGAAACUUCUUCUGAGAGUGAUGAUUCAGAUGAAGAACGUACUCAAAAAUUAGUUGCUUUACAGCAGGAGCUGAAAGCUAUGCAAGAACAAAUGAGGAAAUUAGUGGAAGAAAGUGGUAAGAAAAAAAGUAAAAAAAAGAAACCGGAUAAGUCCAAGUCAAGGCCAAUGAGCAAUAAAAGUAGUAGUCUAGUUGCCAGUCAUACUGGUGCCAUGAAGGAACUAAUGAAACCAAGUGGUGGAAUCCCAAGUGUCUCUGAUAGUGUUGGUGCUAGUAUAGCCAGUGUUGCAAUGGGAGCAGGUGAUUUAAAAAUGCCUGGUGGUAUGGGUGGUGAUCUUCAUCAUCCUGCAAUAGCGGUAGGACCUAACAAAACUCAUGCAGCAGGAAGCAUGAGUCAUCAUCUGCCAACGGCGGCAAAUGCUAAGCCAAAGGGGAAAGGAAGAGGGCCCGGGAAAGCUGCAACAGCGAAUACUGCAAAUAAAAGGCCAAAAGCAAAUAGUAGAUCAGCUGGAACUAAAAAGAAAAAUGCUAGUAGUCAACCACCACCAAUUACAUUUGACUCAGAAGAUGAAGAUAACGCUAAACCAAUGUCUUACGACGAAAAAAGACAACUUAGUUUGGAUAUUAAUAAAUUACCUGGAGAUAAAUUAGGACGUGUUGUGCACAUAAUACAAUCUCGAGAACCUUCAUUGAGGGACUCCAAUCCAGAUGAAAUUGAAAUUGAUUUUGAAACGUUAAAACCAUCCACAUUGAGGGAAUUAGAGAGCUACGUUGCUUCGUGUCUUAGAAAGAAGCCACAUAAAAAAGUGAGUGGUAAAUCUAAGGAUGAACAAAUGGCAGAGAAAAAGCAGGAAUUAGAGAAAAGACUACAGGAUGUUACAGGGCAAUUAGGCAAUGUUAAGAAAGCUCCUAAAAAAGAAGACAGUAGUAAAUCAGUCGAUGUAGUUGGAACUGGAGGAGCUAGUGGGCCUUCGCGAUUGUCAGCAUCAAGCAGUAGUAGCAGUGAUAGUGAUUCCAGCAGUAGUUCACUUUCUUCGAGCACCAGUGAUUCAAGCGACAGUGAAGCAGGUUAGAUAUGAACCUCAUGUAACUGUUGCUAUUAUUAGACCCUUACUUGGGAACAAUAAACUACUUAAAAAGUAGUUUUCAUGAAAAUAUCAACUAAUUUUUCUGUGAGAUUUAAAAUUAUGGGGUUAUUUGCGACUGUUCAUUUAGAAAAUUUUUAGUCAAAAUUUUUCAUAAUAUUCAUUAUUUAGUAACUCUUUCAUAGAGCACAGGUUUCUAUUCAUGUCUAUGCCCGGAAAUAUAAAGACAAUAUACCUGCUAAUCAAUAAUCACGCAAUAUUGAACAUUUUUAUUUUCUUAAUAUUUUAUGGAAUAUUUAUAGUUUCUGUAGAUGAAAUUUUAUAAAUUUUAUUUAUAAUUUUUGAAAUAUUCAAGAGUUUAAAAAAAUUUUAUCAUUUUAAAUGAUACAUAAAAAUCAUAGACGUGAAUCUUUCCUAGUUACUUCAAAUAAAGUUAUUCACCAUUUCAUGCGAAUAUUUACUACAUAAAUAUUAAUAAAAGAGAUACAAUCAUUUCUUUCCUUUUUUUUUUUUUUCUUUGAUGUUAUUUUCAUUGCAUAGAGAGAAUGUUACUGUUUAUGCAUGUUUUCUUUUAUGUUUCAGUUGCUAUAAGUUAUUUUUAUUUUAUUUUUCUUUCUGUAUCAAUGAUUUUUCUUAAAUAUCUUUCUUAAGUAACUGUAACUUUUAUAUAAAGUUACUGAAACAAAUUUUUAUGUAUUUUAUAUUAAGUAAAAGGUACCGUGUUAAUAAUUAUAUAGUAUUAAUUUUUAAUGUAUUAAUCAUUAAUUUUUUAAAAAAAGAUAAAAAGAACACUUAA